Molecule: messenger RNA, 2196 nt
Organism: Westerdykella ornata
Lineage: Eukaryota; Fungi; Ascomycota; Dothideomycetes; Pleosporales; Sporormiaceae
Exons: 3
Coding region: 1-2196 (731 amino acids)
Biological process (GO): DNA-templated transcription
Cellular component (GO): nucleus
Molecular function (GO): zinc ion binding; DNA-binding transcription factor activity, RNA polymerase II-specific; DNA binding
Source: RefSeq, a predicted model, not a curated record
AUGCCACGGCAGGCCCCCAUCCCCAUCGCUGCCGCCCGUUCCCACAAACCGCACAACCAGCAGAAGCCUUCACCGGGCAAAGAGAACUUGGUUACUGGCAAGCCGCUGUCGCAUGUUACGCCCAUCAUCAACAAGAGGAGGGAGAGACCCUGUGACGCUUGCCGAAGACGAAAGAGUCGCUGCGUCAUAAACGAGGGCCGCAAAUUGUGUGUCCUUUGCGAGUUCCAUAAGCAAGAGUGCACCUUCGUGCAGAGUCCACUCCCCAGGAAGCGCAAGGUAGUCGACGACGGGAACAAGGAUUCGCCCAACAACCAGAAGAAGAGAUCGGUUGAGACAGAGCCGCCUCCGCUCGCCUUAACGACUCCUACGAUAACGGCUAUUGCGCCAAGCCCUCCCCCACCCCAGAGGUCGUUGUCCAAUCAGCACGCCGUUCAGUUGGGAGAGACUUUGGGACUGCAGAGCCGUCAGCAUAGCAGAUAUAUCGGUUUAAGUUCUCCUUUUGAUUCUCUGCUUAUCGGACUGUCCCAUUUUGAUACCCGCAACGAGUCCACCUUCGACCUUGGUACCCUCCGUCGAGUCAAUGACCAUGAAUGUUUCAUCAUGCUGCCCGACGAGAACACCCAAGACUAUGCCGAAGAGGCCGAGACUCUGAGGCAUGUUGAACAGCUUGUCCACCCGCAUGGACCGGCUUUGCUUGACCUUUAUUUCCAGAUUGUGCACCCCAACUUUCCCAUUAUCCAAAAGCAUCUUUUCGUGGAGCGGUAUCGAACUGGCGACCGAACCUUUUCCCCUUGCCUGAUGGCAGGCAUGUAUAUUCUGGCGCUGAACUGGUGGUCGUUUGAUCCGAAGCUGGCGGCCCACCCCAAGCCCGAUGCGACAAAGCUGGAAGCUGUCGCGAUGAAGUCGCUCUCCCUCGCGAUGGAGAGACCCAAGCUUUCCACGAUCCAAGCCGGUCUGCUGCUGUUGCAGCGCCCCGAAGCAGAUUCAUGGAGCCUGACGACGCAGCUCGUGGCAAUAGGCCAAGAGUUGGGGCUCCACCUUGACUGUUCAUCGUGGUCCAUUCCGCUUUGGGAGCGUGGCUUGCGCAAGAGAAUCGCCUGGGCCCUGUACAUGCAGGAUAAAUGGAGUUCGCUAAUCCACGGACGUCCAUCGCACAUCUUUAGCGCCAACUGGGCGGUAAAGCCGAUUACUGAGGAUGAUUUUCUUGAGGAGGACGACGGCUAUGAACAUAGACAGGAGGAGACUGAAGAGGAGAGGGCGGAGAACCGGCGAGGGCAGGAGCUUUUUGCGCAAAUGAUCGGUCUCACCAUGAUCAUGGCCGAGGUCAUGGAUACCUUCUACACGCAGACGGCGAUCCAGGAUUUCGCAAAUGCAGGCAAGAACUCGACGUCCUUGAUUCUGUCCCGCGCGAAGAACGUCCAGCUUAAGUUGAGGAAGUGGCACGAGGAGUUGCCGAAGACGGUUAAGAUGAGCGCCAAUACCAAUGGCAAACUCUCUUCAACUGGCUAUCUGCACCUUGCGUACUUCGCGACAGAGAUCACCUUGCACCGCCGCAUAGUGCAAUCCCUCGAUCCUUCGACUCAUGACCCGUAUGGCUUCUUCAUGUGUCGCAGUGCCGCCAAAACUCGCCUCAUCUCUGCCAUGGAUUUUGUCAACCGCCUGAAGCCAGAGCACCUCCAGGCGUUCUGGUACUUUGCGUCCAAGAUCAACUUCACCCUCAUUGGCACCUUUGGAUCCCUUCUCUGGGCCACUGCUCCUACUCAGGAAGAGGCCGAAUUCUACAAGACCCGUCUAAGAGAAUACCGCUGGACUCUCAGCGUGAGCAGCAAGCGUGCACAAUUUCUCGACUACGCCGUCCAGAUGCUCGACGCCAGCCGCGCAAUGUUGCACAACCUCGCGGAGAAGCCCAGUCUGGCGCAACAGAUCAGCAACGCGGGGGUGCCGCCGUCGGCACCUGCGCGUUCUGCUCCACCUUCGUCGGCUAUGGGUCCUCCGGAGCGCCAGCAAUCCAGCGAUGCUGAGCUGCAGGACCACUCGGACUUGAAGCGUACGGAGUCGAGUGGCAGUUUCCACGGCUUUCGAAACGAGGCGCUCGAGCAGUAUCUUGGACAGGCGGGGAGUGUGACGGGUUCCGCCUCUGGAACGAGGACAGCGGAGGGGAGUGUGAGGGGCGAUGUUACUCCCAGGUCGCAGUAA